GUGUGGGAUUUCUGCCGCUUUGUAAAUGAUGCUUGGACACUAAUCGGCCAUUCAAUACUGGUAAACUCGUGGGACAACCUUUUAAGACCUAUAGACAUGCGGCGUACGCAACACACAGAAACAUGGGAUGCUGACAUAAGUAACGCAGUUGAACUUCUGCAUACAUUACCUGGAUGUGAACAGUGCCAGAAUGUUCAUGUGUUACGUUGGUUUAAUAUGGAUAACGGACAUGAUAUAAUCAAGAAGGUAUGUACCAAUGAAGUUCUUCGAGAAUUUAAAAACGAUACUCUGUGUCCAGAGAACAUAAAUAUUACAGACGAUGAAGCUGGACCUUCUCGUGCGAA
Messenger RNA from Bombus impatiens (common eastern bumble bee), 344 nucleotides. RefSeq lists its product as uncharacterized. The annotation marks the transcript as partial. Lineage: Eukaryota; Metazoa; Arthropoda; Insecta; Hymenoptera; Apidae. The transcript has a single exon. The record is from RefSeq and is a predicted model, not a curated record.